This is a messenger RNA of Exophiala dermatitidis NIH/UT8656, 2601 nucleotides long. Its product is annotated as CNT family concentrative nucleoside transporter. Gene Ontology annotation, biological process: nucleoside transmembrane transport. The coding region runs from base 399 to 2453 and encodes 684 amino acids. The record is from RefSeq and is a predicted model, not a curated record. The transcript has 4 exons. Lineage: Eukaryota; Fungi; Ascomycota; Eurotiomycetes; Chaetothyriales; Herpotrichiellaceae. Gene Ontology annotation, molecular function: nucleoside transmembrane transporter activity; symporter activity. Gene Ontology annotation, cellular component: membrane.
CGGGGACCCGGCGCCACUGGUUUGGCUGCUCGACCAUUAUUCUUUCUGCGCUUCGUCGUCAGUCCACAGUAGUUUGCACAGUAGCAUCGACGAGAUCAACGAUCACACUUAUCGAAUCUGCCACUCACACAUACGCAUCCUGCUCCCAGUCCCCUGCUGUCAUCCCCCCAGGAUCCAUCGCAAGCUCGGUCACGGCCAGACGCACACACUACUACCCUCUCAAAUACACCCUGGAACCUGUCGUAUAUAGAAUCUCUUAUUCCCUUCCCCUCCACCAUGUCGCCGUGGUUGCUCACCCUUGUCGCCUUCGUGCCCGUUCUUUUGGUGGCAUUGUCCUUCCUCCGCUCCACCGUCCUGUCCAAGUACCUUGACGAUAGUACCCAGAGGAGGCGGGAAUAAUGAGCCGGUCGCCUUCUCCGUUGGGCACCAAGCCGGACGGCUUCGAGACCGAGAACCGUAGACACUCGAUUGACGCCCCUGCCGAGGAGGGUUUCCAUAGGCAAACUCAUCACGACCUGCCCGACCAUGGUCACAAUGCCUCACCACAGAGGGGCGUCGACCCGAAUCCCGAUCUUGCUCUGCACUAUUCCCACGAACACCAGCACAAGCAUCUCCACCAUGGCCGCCCUUCGCUUUCGGGUCGCCAUGAUGAAGUCCUGUACGCUGAAGGAACGACAGUCGACGACCGGCACACUCUUAACAAACAAGACCCUCCUCAAGACUACAUCAAGCACCAGCUCCGGCCGUCGCAUGCGGAUGAAAAGGACUUCGUGACCAUGGAUGCUGAAAAGGGUGCAGUUGACCCGGGUCGCAUUGAGACAAACGUAUCAGAAGAGGAAGGCAAGCGACACCGUCUGCCGCGGAUGUACUCGAAAUACAAGAUUUUUGUGCAUCUUUUCAUUUGGCUCGUGUUCACAGGAUGGUGGAUUGCCGGCCUAGUGCUACACCGUCACGAUCUGGGCUGGUUGAAGCCGUUUCUGCUAUGGCUGGCCAUCACUCUACGCCUGAUUUUCUUCUGGGCCCCGAUCACCAUCGUCACCAAGCCUAUGCACUUUGUGUGGAACAACACUGGAGUGAGGGUCUAUAACAUGAUUCCAGGCAAGUUACGAACGCCUCUGGCGGCUCUUGUGACCAUCGCUGUUAUGUUGGUCGGCUCUUUUGUCUCCAAGGAGUCGGCAGACAACACUCGCGGCAAUCGGGCGAUUUCUCUGCUUGGCCUGGCCAUAAUGAUUGCUCUGCUCUGGAUUACUUCUCGCGACCGCCGAAGAAUCCAAUGGCAUACAGUCAUUGGAGGCAUGUUGACCCAGUUCGUCAUCGCCGUCUUCGUGCUCCGGACGCAGGCCGGUUAUGACAUCUUCAAUUUCAUCUCCGAGCUGGCUCGUGACUUGCUAGGCUUUGCUGACCAGGGCACAUCGUUCUUGACCGCCGAAUCCGUCGUCAAUCUCGGCUGGUUCUUGACCGGAGUGGUACCUCCGAUUAUCUUCUUCGUGGCCCUUGUCCAGUUGUUGUACUACCUUGGCAUUCUCCAGUGGUUCAUUGGGAAGUUUGCCGUCUUCUUCUUCUGGAGUUUGCGGGUUUCUGGUGCAGAGGCAGUGGUGGCCGCGGCAUCCCCUUUCAUCGGCCAGGGUGAAUCCGCCAUGUUGAUCCGGCCGUUCGUGCCACAUUUGACUCUGGCGGAAAUCCACCAAGUCAUGACCUCUGGGUUUGCCACUAUUGCCGGCUCUGUCUUGGUGGCAUAUAUUGGACUUGGUCUGAACCCGCAGGCGCUGGUGUCUUCCUGCAUCAUGUCUAUUCCGGCGUCAUUGGCCGUGUCCAAGAUGAGAUAUCCCGAGACCGAGGAGACGAUUACUUCUGGCCGUGUUGUUGUUCCAGAUGACGACGAGCAUAAGGCUACUAAUGCUCUGCAUGCGUUUGCAAACGGUGCGUGGCUCGGUAUCAAGAUCGCCGGCAUGAUCAUCGCUACCUUGCUAUGCAUUAUUGCUUUGAUCGGCUUGAUCAAUGGCCUUUUGGGAUGGUGGGGAAGAUAUCUCGACAUCACCCAAGACGGCAAGCCUUACCUCACGCUGCAACUCCUUUUGGGGUACAUCUGUUAUCCCGUGGCAUUCCUGUUGGGCGUGCCCAGAGCCGAUCUCCUCCGAGUGGGCCAACUCAUCGGCAUCAAGGUCAUUGCCAACGAAUUCGUCGCCUACAAUUCGCUUACCUCGGAGCAACAAUAUAUCGACAUGAGUCCUCGAUCCAGAUUGAUUGCCACAUAUGCUCUUUGCGGCUUUGGCAAUUUCGGAUCGCUCGGCACCCAAAUCGGCGUCUUGUCUCAAAUCUCGCCCUCGCGCUCCGGUGAUGUCUCGCGUGUAGCUCUGUCUGCGUUGUUCUCCGGCGUGCUCUCCACGCUCACUUCUGCUUCCAUUGCCGGUCUCCUGAUCACCGAUCAAGCGACGCUUGCCCAGCAGACUUGAGUGAUUUGUGGUUGUUGUGUUGAUCCUGCAAUAUGGGCUGCACAGACAAAUGUACACAGUGUAUAUGGGCAUGGCAUGCGAGGAACAGUGCGAAGGUGAGGAUGAAGUAGCUGCAGUGCAUCUCCAAUGAAUAUAUCUCCGUAUCCCG